Molecule: messenger RNA, 933 nt
Organism: Cuculus canorus (common cuckoo)
Lineage: Eukaryota; Metazoa; Chordata; Aves; Cuculiformes; Cuculidae
Product: olfactory receptor 5V1
Exons: 1
Coding region: 1-933 (310 amino acids)
Biological process (GO): G protein-coupled receptor signaling pathway
Cellular component (GO): membrane
Molecular function (GO): olfactory receptor activity; G protein-coupled receptor activity
Source: RefSeq, a predicted model, not a curated record
AUGCAGAGGAUCAACCUAUCAACAAUAUCUGAAUUUGUUCUUGUAGGCCUUUCUGAUGCUUCUGAAGUCCGUCAUCUUCUCUUUGUGCUGUUCUUGAUCAUUUACUUGGUUACCAUGGCAGGCAACAUCACAAUCCUUGUUGCUAUUAGCACAGACACUCGUCUGCACAAGCCCAUGUAUUUCUUCCUGGGCAACUUAUCCUUACUGGAUAUCUUAUGUCCCACUAUCACUGUGCCAAAGAUGCUGGAGGCAUUGGUGCUUGAGAACAAGGUGAUUUCAUUCACUGGCUGCAUGCUCCAGCUUUUCUUCCUCAUUGAUAUUGUAGGUACAGAGAUUCUUUUCUUGGCUGUGAUGGCGUAUGACCGUUACGUUGCAAUAUGCCACCCGCUGCAGUACCUGAGCACUGUGAGUAUGAAACUAUGUGCUCGCCUUGCUCUUGGCACAUGGCUGAUGGGAUUUUUUAAUUCCCUGUUGCACACAUCUUUGGUUUUCACACUCUUUUUCUGUGAUUCUAACAACAUUGAGCAAUAUUACUGUGAUAUUCCCCCUAUGCUGGCCCUCUCCUGCUUGCCCACUUACAGUAGGGAGCUGGUAAUUCUCACAGUUGCUGGGGUCCUUGGAAGCAGCGCCUUUGUGGUCACUCUGAUCUCCUAUAUCUACAUCCUCUUGACUAUCCUGCGCAUGAACUCUGCUGAAAGCAGGCACAAAGCUUUCUCCACUUGUUGUUCUCACUUGACAGUAGUAUGCCUUUUCUAUGGGACCACCAUUUGCACAUACGUACGACCUUCCUCCACCUACUCACCUAAUUGGGAUAGAAUAGUUUCCAUGCUCUAUGGAAUCCUCACUCCCCUGCUAAACCCCAUAAUCUACAGCCUGAGGAACAAAGAAGUUAAAUGUGCCCUAAGAAGAGUGAUCAGACAAGAACGGCCUUAA